This is a messenger RNA of Haliotis rufescens (red abalone), 714 nucleotides long. RefSeq names its product extensin-like. Bases 1 to 714 code for a protein of 237 amino acids. Lineage: Eukaryota; Metazoa; Mollusca; Gastropoda; Lepetellida; Haliotidae. The transcript is spliced from 2 exons. The record is from RefSeq and is a predicted model, not a curated record.
AUGUCAGGGAUAAAUAUCACACUACGCGACCUCCAUUGUCAAGCCACACCCCCACACUCUCAGCCACACCCCAACACCCUUUCUACUCCUACACCCUCAGCCACACACCAAAACCCUGUCUACUCCCUCACCCCCACCCUACCUACUCCUACACCCUCAGCCAUACCCCCAAACCCUGUCUACUCCCACACCCCCACCCUACCUACUCCUACACCCUCAGCCACACCCCCAAACCCUGUCUACUCCCACACCCCCACCCUACCUACUCCUACACCCUCAGCCACACCCCCAAACCCUCAGCCACACCUCCAAACCCUAUCUACUCCCACACCCUCAGCCACACCCUAUCUACUCCUACACUCCCAGCCACGCCCCCACACACUAUCUACUCCUACACCCUCAGCCACACCCCCAAACCCUAUCUACUCCUACACCCCCAGCCACACCCUAUCUACUCCUACACCCUCAGCCACGCCCCCACACACUAUCUACUCCUACACCCUCAGCCACACCCCCACACCCUCAGCCACAUCCCCAAACCCUAUCUACUCCCACACCCUCAGCCACACCCUAUCUACUCCUACACCCUCAGCCACGCCCCCACACACUAUCUACUCCUACACCCUCAGCCACACUCUCAGCCACACCCCCACACCCUAUCUACUCCUACACCAUCAGCAACACACCCACACCUUAUAUACUCUCACACCCUAG